This is a messenger RNA of Dicentrarchus labrax (European seabass), 5878 nucleotides long. It is a transcript of the gene sgsm1a, whose product is annotated as small G protein signaling modulator 1a. NCBI's taxonomy places the organism in Eukaryota, Metazoa, Chordata, Actinopteri, Moronidae. The transcript has 26 exons. Gene Ontology annotation, molecular function: GTPase activator activity. Gene Ontology annotation, biological process: activation of GTPase activity. Bases 27 to 4181 code for a protein of 1384 amino acids. The record is from RefSeq and is a predicted model, not a curated record.
CGCAGUGUGCAAGCGGCACUCAGCUGAUGGGAGGGGUGAAAGCUUGCAGACAGGAGACAGGAUCCAUGGCAACAAUCAUGGCAGAGGCAGAGACCCGUCAGAGGCUGCUGCGCACCGUCAAGAAGGAGGUGAAGCAGAUUAUGGAGGAAGCUGUCACCAGGAAAUUUGUUCACGAAGACAGCAGCCAUAUUGUGUCCUUUUGUGCUGCAGUGGAGGCAUGUGUUCUGCAUGGGCUGAAACGUCGGGCAGCGGGCUUUCUGCGCAGCAACAAGAUAGCGGCACUCUUCAUGAAGGUGGGGAAGAGCUUCGCCCCGGCUGAGGAGCUGUGCAGGAAGGCCCAGGAGCACGAGCAGAUCAUCGAGACAAAACGAAGUCAAAGCUUGCAAAGUCAGGACAGCCUUCGCAAGAUGCCCCGACUGCCCAGCCUCACCCCACAGGGAGUCAGGAACCUGUGGAUCCGGACGGCUCUAUUUGAGAAGGUGCUGGACAAGAUUGUUCUCUACCUGGUGGAGAACAGCAGUAAAUACUACGAGAAAGAGGCUGUUCUAAUGGACCCUGUGGAUGGACCUAUCCUUGCCUCUUUGUUAGUGGGACCUUGUGCUUUGGAGUACACCAAGAUGAAGACAGCCGACCACUUCUGGACAGACCCGUCUGCUGAUGAGUUGGUGCAAAGACAUCGUAUCCAUGGUGGCCACUGCAGACAGGAUUCUCCCACUAAGAGGCCUGCACUGUGUAUCCAGAAGCGGCACUCCAGCAGCAGCAUGGAUGAACGCCCCUCCCCAUCACCAUCAGCUCGUGAAUAUGUGGAGUCCCUGCAUCAAAACAGCAGGGUGACCCUACUGUUUGGCAAAAACAAUGUGCUUGUACAACCGAGGGAUGACAUGGAGGCUAUCCCAGGUUACCUCUCUCUGCACCAGAAUGCUGACAUCAUGACCCUGAAGUGGACGCCCAAUCAGCUCAUGAAUGGCUCCGUUGGAGACCUGGACUAUGAACGCAGUGUAUACUGGGACUAUGCCAUGACGAUCCCUCUAGAGGAGAUAGUUUACUUACACUGUCAUCAACAAGUUGACAGUGGGGGGACGGUUGUGCUGGUCAGUCAGGAUGGGAUCCAAAGACCGCCACUUCGCUUCCCUAGAGGUGGCCACUUGCUCCAGUUCCUCUCCUGCCUGGAAAAUGGCCUGCUUCCUCACGGCCAGCUGGACCCUCCACUCUGGUCCCAGAGGGGAAAGGGAAAGGUGUUUCCCAAGCUGCGGAAUAGGGUUCCUCAGGGAUCUGGAUCCACAGACUCGGUCUCGGAUAAGGAGGAGGACGAGGCCACAGACUAUGUCUUCCGCAUCCUCUUUCCAAACAGCCAGUCAGAGUUUGUGACUGUAACCCAUCCUCCCCAUCUGACUUCCUCCCUCUCCCUUCAACUGAGCGGACAGUCCCCCUCCAAAACAGGAACCCUGGUUGUACCCAAGAGGUCCUGCAGCUGUCCUGAAGAAUCCCCCUCACUCACAGGAAGCAGCUUGACUCCACCAGACUUGAUGGAUCAGGGAGCUUCAAUGUGGCAUCCCACUCUCAGGAAGUCCUCAUGUUCCUCUUGUUCUCAGGGGAGCUACUCUGAUGGGGCCGCACCCAAGGGGUGCAACCAUGAGAGGGCUCCUCUGAAGCUGCUGUGCGACAACAUGAAGUAUCAGAUCAUCUCUCGGGCAUUUUAUGGCUGGUUGGCAUACUGCCGUCACCUGUCCACUGUGCGUACACACCUUUCUGCUCUCGUCAAUCACACCAUUGUGGCGCCCGACGUGCCGCGCGAUGCCUACAAAGGGCUGACCACAGACGUGUGGCAGACGUUCCUCCAGGACUGCACAGCAUACGAGGAGAAGGAGCUGCUUCGUCUGGUCUACUUUGGUGGUGUAGACGCCUCGCUGCGUAAAGAGGUGUGGCCUUUCCUGCUGGGUCAUUAUCAGUUUGGGAUGUCUGAAGCUCAGAGGAAGGAGGUGGACGAACAGGUCCGAGUGUGCUACCAACAGACCAUGCGUGAGUGGCUCGGAUGCGAGGAGAUUGUCCGCCAGCGGGAGAAGGAGCAGCAUGCAGUAGCGUUAGCGAAGUGCACGUCUGGAGCGAGCAUAGACAGUUCAAGUCAGAAGAUGAUCCACCAUGACUCCACCGUCAGCAAUGAGUCCCAGUCCUCCCAGAGCUCAGACAGGCAGAGUCUGGCUCGCCUGCAGAGCGACUCCAGCAGCAGCACACAGUUCUUCACAUCCUCCCAUCCCUUCCCCUGGAGUAGCCUGCUUCCCUUUGGCUUGUUCUUUCAGGUGUUUGAGUCCGUAGAGGAGGUAGACCAGAUCGAGACGGAGCCCAAGAACGAAGAGGCCAAACAGAUGCCAAAGAUGCCCAAUGGAGCUCUGCAGAACGGGACAAGCUCUCCAGACUCUGGACAUCCCUCCUCCCGCAACUUCUCUGUCACCUCCGGCCUGUCAGACGGCUCACUCAGCACAGAGGACAGCGCCGCGCCUGAUACAACCCCGAGAUCUUCAGCUGUCUCUCAGGUGCCACAGAGCCCUGUCAAACCUGCAGUGGUAGAACGCGAAGAUGUGACAGAGGGAAUGGACAGCCAGGUGAAAGGUACAGUGAAGGACAAAGAGGAGGAGGAAGAGGAGGGGACAGCACCUGAUGGGGCCAAAACUGCAGAAAAUACCAAGGCUGAGGUCAUGGGUGACAGCGUGAUCCAACCAUUGGAAGAGGGGCUGGUGACAGUCAACAAAGAGACAAGUCUGCAAACUAAAACACAAGAAACUGUUGAGGAGUCUGGAGCAGUUAAAACAGAGGGGACCAAGUGUGAAGACGCACUGGCAGACAUUAAAGGAAUUAACUCUUUAGAGUCAGGAGGAACAGAAAAAGAAGUGUCCGAUCGGGAUACCACGAUGGUAUCAGCAGCUGCUACAGAAUCCAAAGGAGAACUCGCUGAGCAAAGUCUUAAAAAAGACGUAGAAGUGAGUGUUGAGGGAACAUCAAGGCUCAAGAAAACUGCAGAAACAAAUGCGGAAAUGGAAGAAUCAAAGACAAGUAAUCCACAGGACGUUUUGUUGGCAGAAAAAGAAAAUAUAUCAGUCGAUCCCGUGGCUCCUGCAGUUGAAAAGAACCUUGUUUUCUCAGCAGACAGCGCAGUCUUGAGAGCAAGAGAAACCUACUUUACCUCUCAGAAAGACGAGGCUGAUGCCAUGACUGAAUCUGAUGAGUCUCCCUCAGCCAUAGAGAUGGAGGAGAUCCCCAAAGCCAAAGUUUCCAUGGUGCCUUGGAGCAGGAAGGGACACUGUGAAGCAUCGUCUUUCUCUGAGGACUCAGCCCCUCAUGUGGAGCUCAGGCAGGAGGAGGAGCAUGGAAAGCCCAGUCCAGAGGGCACAGAGUCCAAUCUGUCGGAGGAGCCAGAGAUGGAGAGCCUUUACCCUAACUUUGAGUCUCUGGCCGGAUCUGAAAACACCAAGAAUGAAGCGCCCUCUCAAGAAUCUGCUGGGAGUUCCUUCUCUCAAGAGCUUUUGGACUUGUAUACAUUAAAUCUGCACCGCAUUGAAAAGGACGUCCAGCGCUGUGACAGAAACUAUUGGUACUUCACUCCCGCCAAUCUGGAAAAACUGCGCAACAUUAUGUGCAGUUAUAUCUGGAGGCACCUUGACAUCGGUUACGUACAAGGCAUGUGUGAUCUGCUGGCUCCACUUCUAGUCAUUCUGGAUGACGAGGCCAUGGCUUUCAGCUGUUUCACUGAACUCAUGAAGAGAAUGAAUCAAAACUUUCCACACGGAGGAGCGAUGGACACUCACUUUGCCAACAUGCGCUCUCUAAUCCAGAUCCUGGAUUCUGAGCUGUUUGAGUUAAUGCACCAGAACGGAGACUACACCCACUUUUACUUCUGCUACCGCUGGUUUCUCCUAGACUUCAAGCGAGAGCUGGUGUAUGAUGACGUGUUUGCAGUCUGGGAAACCAUCUGGGCAGCCAAGUAUGUCUCUUCUAGUCACUUUGUCCUCUUCAUUGCCCUGGCGCUGGUGGAGAUCUACAGGGACAUCAUCCUGGAAAACAACAUGGACUUUACUGACAUCAUUAAGUUCUUCAAUGAAAUGGCCGAGCACCACAACAUAAAGCAGAUUCUGACCCAGGCCAGAGAUCUGGUGUGCAAGGUGCAGAUGCUGAUAGAGAACAAGUGAUUGUACUGUGUGUGUCUUCUUUUCCUUCCAAGUAAAGUGUGAACGGCUGUAGCAGCACAAGAGUAAAAUACAUACGAGCACACACGCUCUCGCACACACACACACACACACACACACACACACACACACACACCCACUACACAAAGCCUUUACAAUCACAGUUUGCUGCUAUGAGCCUUAUUGACUGUAUCCACGAUGUUGUUUGUGUCGUCAACAGGUGUAUGAGAAUAUUAUGCUUCAUAUUUGUCAGUAUGUUCAAGUGAAAAACAAAAUGUAUCUGGGGAAAAAAAACUAUUUCUUUAAUUUCUAAAUAUUUUUGUCAGAAAUCCUUUUAAAGUGUCAGUCUUAAUCCGAGUGCACUUAAUAUUUUGAGAUAAGGAUGGUUUUAGUUGCACAUUUCAAAACCAAAAUGCAGAGCUGAAUUCAAACCAGAGACUAUAUUUAUGAGAAAGAAUACAUUGUGAUAAUAGAUUAUAAUAAUUAUUUUAAUAGUCUAGAAUAAACUUUAAAUAUAUUAGCAAGUUACCCCCCCCCUCCGUUUUCCUGUCCCUUAAUGAAGGAAAGAAUGUCAGCAGACUUUUAAUUUUCUUUAAACACCCCAAAAAUCGAAUUAAUUUUCAUUGAUGACUGAUUCAGAACACCAAAAUGUUUCCCAAACUCUGUUACGUUUCAACACGACUCAAGAAUAUUUUAGCUUUUAGCACCAUGUCAGUGAUUUUAGCAUCCAACAGUGUUUUUAAUGUCCUUUAACUGCCUUGUCUGCCAAAUAUACUGUCUUUAUUUGUUACGUGUGAAAUGUACUGUACUGAGAGAAAAAAUGUGUUUUAACUUAUGAGGAUUAUAUUAUGUUAACACUUGUAAAAUCAUAACCUAAUAUUUAAGUGACUUAUGGAUGUUUGGACGGAGAUUUAUAUAAAUCAACAAGCCUGAUUUUGAUCUUGAGUUAUUUUUCAUGAUCCAGUGAACCACUGUACAUUUUGUACAUUUUGAUUUAUUUAUUUGUUUUGUCUUGUAUUGUCUGCCACUAUAGUUUAUUGAAUCAAAUGUUAAUUUAAGCUUUUAAUACAUGGUUGAAUAUGGAAGAUCAGACGUGACGGUGAUAAUAUUUAGUCACAGUGACCAAAUUAAAACGUUUUGUGGUUCCACGUUGUUCAGAUUAUUUAGUGUGAGUGACUUAAAAUGAAAAUGAAAGGUACAGUAUGACAAAUAUUCAAUUAAAAUAGUUAUAAAUUAAAUGAUCUGAUGUUUUGAGGGAAGCUGUUUUGGCAGAUUUGGGGCUUGUGAGGACAAACAAUAUAUAUUUUAACCCCUAAACUUCGUACUAAUGUUGGUCUCAGUUACCGACCGGCUAUCAUUCAUUGUCUAAAACUUCAAUGAGUUGGUCUUCAAGUGUUGCUUCAUGAAUGUGGUAAGAUGAAUUGCUUUUAAUAUUGGUGUUUCUUUGUGAAUGCUAACUGCUGUCGGUUAAAAAAAAAAAAUUCUAUUAAUUUAUUGUGACAUUUAUUUGCCAAAGUAUGUAUUUAUUUAUUUAUUCAUUCAUUUUCAUAUGCUGCUUUGUUUGUAAAGCUGAUAUUUUUAUUUUGUAGCCAGUUCUUCUAAAUGUGUAUUGUAAAACAAUAAAAUUAUAUAUUAAGAAUCCUAAUAUAUAUAUACACAAAAUGGUAUAUGUUCUUAUAAUAAAAAUAAUAAAAAUGGAA